AUGGAGUCAGGUACAUGUGAGCCGUUCUUUCUUAUUAGUCCACCUGGUACUGAGUCACGGAGCAGUCCCCAGGAUCCUGAGAAAGCACAAUCUACUACCACUGCUUCUGCAGGUGUUUCUUGCACUACAUCUGAUAAAGUUUCUAAUAGCCAAAAGGAGGAAGGGAAAAGCACUUCUGAGGCCACACUCUCCACUGAUGAUUCCUGUGAAGAUCUUCUAACUGGAAAGGUUGGGUUGUUGGAGCAGUUCCUCCUCUACAAGUAUGAAAUGAAGCAGAGUAUUACUAAGGAAGAUAUGCUGAAAGUUGUCAACCAGAAGUACAAAAAUGAGUUUGCUGAAAUCUUCAAGAGAGCCUGUGAGCAUCUUGCAGAUGUCUUUGUAGUUGAUGUGAGGGAAGUUGACUCAACCAAUCACUCAUACAACCUUGUCAGCAAGCUGAAACUCCCCAACAAUGGGAGAAUUCGUGCUGGCAGGGGAUUACCCAAGGCUGGUCUCCUGAUGAAUGUCCUGGGUAUGAUCUUCAUGAAGGGUGACUGCGCCUCUGAGGAAGACAUCUGGAGAUUCCUGAAGACGAUGCAUGUAUAUCCUGGGAAGAAGCAUUUCAUCUAUGGAGAGCCCAAGAAGCUCAUCACCAAAGAUUUGGUGAGGCUAAAAUACCUGGUGUACCGGCAGGUGGUCAACAGUGAUCCUCCACGCCAUGAAUUCCUGUGGGGUCCCCGAGCUCAUGCUGAAACAAGCAAGAUGCAAGUCUUGGAGUUUUUGGCUAAGAUUAAUGAGACCGCUCCUAGUUUCUUCCCAACCCUUUAUGAAGAGGCUUUGAAAGAUGAGAAAGAAAGAUCCCAAACCACGGAUGCAACCAAGCCUGAAACUACUGCCAAAGCUAGUGAAGUUCCCAAGGCCUCAUGUCCAGCAGCUUCUCUCACACCUGUUGAAGUUUGA
Molecule: messenger RNA, 939 nt
Organism: Marmota monax (woodchuck)
Lineage: Eukaryota; Metazoa; Chordata; Mammalia; Rodentia; Sciuridae
Product: melanoma-associated antigen B5-like
Exons: 2
Coding region: 1-939 (312 amino acids)
Biological process (GO): negative regulation of transcription by RNA polymerase II
Cellular component (GO): nucleus
Source: RefSeq, a predicted model, not a curated record